Molecule: messenger RNA, 897 nt
Organism: Xylaria bambusicola
Lineage: Eukaryota; Fungi; Ascomycota; Sordariomycetes; Xylariales; Xylariaceae
Exons: 1
Coding region: 181-600 (139 amino acids)
Source: RefSeq, a predicted model, not a curated record
AUUUCAAAUUCAUCUCAAUUCUCAUCAUCUGAACUGACUUUCACCCCAAGUAGAUCUUGGUCUUUUCGUCCGCAAGUUCUGUGAACUUCCUACAUUCUCGUACAUAAUUCCUUUGACCUACCAUACAGGGCGUCGAUCGCCGCUACAUAGUAAUUCAAAAAUCCAAAGCCAAUUGCAAAUAUGCAGACAAAGACUAUUCUCGCCCUCAUCGCUGCGACUAGCGUGUCAGCAGCAAACCUCCGCAUCCCACCACGACAGAACCAGAACCAAGGUGACAACAAUAAUGGUAACGGCCAGGUAGACAACGGAGCAGUCAAUUUCGGCCAAUGCACGCCGACGAUGGACUUCCAGUUGGGUCGCGCGGGACGCAAAGAAGAUGAGGGCACGUUUCUGCCCACGGAUCCGCUGGUCGCCGAGGGCCAGCAGGACGCGCUUAAUCCCAGCAUUAUCAUGAAUCGCAUCUGCGACCAGCUGAUCAACGUCUGCGAAGCCAACGACGCUGCCGUCGCUGCGUGCGAUGCUGCUCAAGCAUCUACCGAGGCACUCGGGACUAAGGACGCGUCCACUGCGGACGCCUUCAAUUCAGCACUGGGGUUUUAAGGGAUCUUUCGAGCGGUGAGCCAGGAGAUGGGACAGGGUAUUGCCGGGUAUUAUUACGAGGGGAGGCAAAACGGGAAAUUGUUCUCGUACCCAGCCAUCCUGCUUAAUUGCUCAUGUUCAUCGCCUAGAUGGGUACUGUUGCACUGUGAAGGAGCAUAAUGUGUCAGACAAGCUCAGAGAAUUGAGAUAAUUUCAAAGCUGGAUACUUAGUUUUCAUGAAUUUACUUCUCUUCUUUUCAUAAUUAUUUAGCCCCUCGGUUUUCAUUGUACAGGGGAUUUUACGGGCACUCAUGAAAC